UUUGCCCACCCCUGACUCUAAGAUUAUACGCACCAAAGGAAAUCAAGAGAUUCAAAACCCUCAACGUCCAAAUUGUCCUCGAUCUUCUGCUGCUCAUUCCUUUUUUUAUUCGGGUUUUUACAAUAUUACAGAAUAAAGCAGGCAGGCAAGCACUGGGUUGGAGUUAACAUUUUUUUCCAGUCAAGUGGGAGGAUGCAAAGGCGGGCAUCUUAUCCUGAUUCCCAUGUGAAUCCAGCUUACACCAAUUCCCAAGCAAAUCCAUUUGUUGCUUCUCAGAUGCAGCACAUGCCUACACAGAGAAUGCAGCACAUGUCCACACAAAGAAUGCAGCUGAAUGCUGCAAUGAAAGAUUUUCCAGGACGUCCAGAUUCUUUUUCUACUGAGGAAGAGCAUUCAUAUAAGUCUUCAAAAAUAGAGGAGCAAUGGAAAUGGGAUAGAGAUGCACCAAAUGUAUCAAAUCAAAUAUCGCCCCAUUCAUUUAAUGAAGGAACAUGCCAAUGCAAGAGAAGAAUUCCUCCACAAGGAAUUACAUGCACGGUUCAAUCGGUAUCAGCAACCCGAGACGACUCACUACCGGAAUUCAGGUCUGCACGAUGCUCAUGGCUACAUUGGAGCUCCAGUUGCAGAUGUUGCUGAAGCGCAUCGAGAUUAUGCCACUAGUCAGUUUGAGUCAUAUAGAGAACUACCCCAUGUUUUCAGGAGGGAGAAAACUCAGGGAACUGAGGUUAGGGUUCCAUACCCUAGUGGCCGGUUUUACAAUAAUGCUGCCCGCAAUUACUAAUGGCAUAGACAUUUUAUAAUCAAGAUUUAAUGUUGUUGUAUUUAAUGGUGUAGAUGGUGUCACGUGAUAAAUAUAUUGUCACGUCAUUCAAAAAAGUUAAAUGAUGUGACAUCAUUUGCACUGUUAGAUGUGACAACAUUAAAUUUUAACCAUUCAUUUGAAAUGGAGAAGAUCCUCGUUCCCUCUGCCUUCGCUUUUUGUUAACUUAGAUCACUAUACUUUUCUUUUGUUUCUGGGUCCUUAUAAAUGUUCUAAUUCAAGUGUUCUUUAGUUUUUCAAGUAUAAAACACCCUUAUAUACUUGAAGAACUUUAAAUACUGAUGCUCAUGUCCUCUCCAUACAAUCUUUGUUCUGGGUGCAUUUCAUUUGGCUUUUGUGGUCGUAGUUGUUGAUAGUUGAAGCU
Messenger RNA from Corylus avellana, 1184 nucleotides. The record is from RefSeq and is a predicted model, not a curated record. Lineage: Eukaryota; Viridiplantae; Streptophyta; Magnoliopsida; Fagales; Betulaceae.